AUGAUAAAUAGUGAUCCUUGGGUGUUCAAAGGUUAUCUCGUAAGAAUGAAAUCUAACGUGCCAAAAACUUCUACGAGCGAAGCUAAACGUAUAGUUUGGGUCGAUUUAGAGAUGACCGGUCUCAAUAUUGAAAAGGAUCAUAUUCUAGAGAUAGCUUGCCUUGUAACAGAUGAACAUUUAAAUAUUGUCGGCACAGGACCCAAUAUAAUAAUACAUCAGGAUGAUGAAGUAUUGAAUAAUAUGAAUCAAUGGUGUGUUACUCAACAUGGAGAGAGUGGACUAACGGAGGCUAGUCGUAAAUCUCAAAUCUCAUUAACCAAAGCAGAAAACGAAAUUUUAAAUUUCGUCAAAUCUCAUGCUCCGGAGAAAUUAUGCCCAUUAGGAGGAAACAGUGUGUAUAUGGAUAGACUAUUUUUACGAAAAUAUAUGCCGAAAUUAAACGACUAUUUGCACUAUAGAAUUAUUGAUGUGAGUACAAUAAAAGAGUUAGCUAAAAGAUGGUUUCCCAAGGAGUAUUCAAGAAUACCUACAAAGAAAUUUGAACAUAGAUGUUUGAGUGAUAUUAAAGAAAGUAUAGAAGAACUUAAGUAUUAUAGAAAUAAUAUAUUUAAAGUGAAUGAACCAUUGUAA
Molecule: messenger RNA, 630 nt
Organism: Danaus chrysippus (African queen)
Lineage: Eukaryota; Metazoa; Arthropoda; Insecta; Lepidoptera; Nymphalidae
Source: the annotation of a GenBank genome assembly